Molecule: messenger RNA, 1547 nt
Organism: Conger conger (European conger)
Lineage: Eukaryota; Metazoa; Chordata; Actinopteri; Anguilliformes; Congridae
Gene: nkd1
Product: NKD inhibitor of WNT signaling pathway 1
Exons: 10
Coding region: 156-1478 (440 amino acids)
Biological process (GO): negative regulation of Wnt signaling pathway
Cellular component (GO): cytoplasm
Molecular function (GO): calcium ion binding
Source: RefSeq, a predicted model, not a curated record
UUUGGAUCAAAAACCUACAGACUGUCGCCGUUGGAUGUAGAAAGCUAGCACAGGCUGUCUUCACCUAUAGGCUACGGUUAUAAGCAGAGGGACACUGCCGAUUUCUGGAUUAUUCAUAAAUCAAAUGGUUUUCUCUCACAAUCCAAUGCGGAGAAAUGGGUAAACUUCACUCGAAACAUGCUGCUGUGUGUAAACCAAGGGAGAGCCCAGAAGGCGACAGCUUCGUAGUUAAUGCCUGUUUGGCCAGGAAAGGAAUUGAUGAUUGGAUCGUUAAACAGAGAUACUAUUGUACCGGGUCGCGCUUGGAGCAACAGGACUGCCAGCAGAAAACUACUUGCAGACUAUCAACACGGGACCCCUCUGAUGAAGCGUGCGCAGAAGGGAUCAGUGAUGAACACUACCGCUUAGAAGUGGCUCUGCCCCCGGAGAAGACGGACAGCUGCUGGGCUGAGGACAAGGUCCCGGAGAAGGAGAGCCAGGCCCCCGAGGCAGCCAAGAAGCAGCUCAAGUUUGAAGAGCUGGAGUGUGCUGUGUCCCUGGAGGAGGACAACAGGCAGGAAUGGACCUUCACUCUGUACGACUUCGACAACAACGGCAAGGUCACUAGAGAGGACAUCACCAGCCUGCUGCACACCAUCUACGAGGUGGUGGACGCGUCCGUGAACCACUCCCCCAGCACCAGUAAAACCCUGCGGGUCAAGCUGUCGGUGGCCCCCGACUCCACCCAAAAGUGGAAGAGCGCCCUGCACACCCCUGCAGAUGCCCCCCACUCCAGACAGAAGGCAGACAAGUGUACUGAAGACCCCAAAAUCUCAGACAAAAAGACCCGCGCCCCUCUCAGACGGCACCACAGUGACCAUCACACCCAGCAGAGCUGUCUGCGCCACUGUGUGGAUGAGAACCUGGAGCGCCGCAACCACUACCUGGACCUGGCAGGCAUCGAGAACUACACGUCCCGCUUCGGAACAGGUGCUGGUGCUGAGCCCGGGGCUGCAGGUCAGAGCAGGUCGCGCUCCCACGAGCCGGAGAACGGGCUCUCGUACGCCCACCACCGCCGCUCACAGGCCCCCGACCACCCGCUGCCCGAGCCCCCCUGCCCCCGCCUGCGCGCCCAGGACUCGGGCAAGCACGCGCUGCGCUCCCCCAAGACCCACGGCCGGACCCCCGCCCCGCAGGCCUCCGGCCGGGCCCUGAGGAGCCGGGGGCCGCCGCCCGCCCCCGCCGUGCUCAGCCCCAACCCCCCGCACCAGUCCUCCGCGCCCUACAAGCGCCACAAGCAGCGGGCCAAGGAGAGCCAGCAGGCCUACCGCGCCCUGGGGCCCAUGGGGGCCCCGGGGCCCGUGAUGGAGAAGGAGCAGGUGCGCGACCUUCCCAGCGUGAUGAUGUACGAGGGCGGCCUGGGCCAGGUGGUGCAGAGGCACGAGCACCACCACCACCACGAACACCACCACCACUACCACCACUUCUACCAGUCCUGAGCCGCCGACGCGUAUUCACAACUGUACAGAGAGCGCUGCAGGCCGGGGAGGAGCUGGGGCAGGAGCGGA